Messenger RNA from Drepanopeziza brunnea f. sp. 'multigermtubi' MB_m1, 816 nucleotides. RefSeq lists its product as uncharacterized. Lineage: Eukaryota; Fungi; Ascomycota; Leotiomycetes; Helotiales; Drepanopezizaceae. The record is from RefSeq and is a predicted model, not a curated record. Gene Ontology annotation, cellular component: cytoplasm. Gene Ontology annotation, biological process: tetrahydrobiopterin biosynthetic process; tetrahydrofolate biosynthetic process. Gene Ontology annotation, molecular function: zinc ion binding; GTP cyclohydrolase I activity; GTP binding.
AUGGACAGCAGCAGCAGAUUUGAAAUUGCGAAUAAGAGCCUCCUCCUCCCUGUCCCCAUCCCAAUCCCCACUUCCAGCAAGAUAAACGGGGAACAGCCCAACAAAGCGGCGCGACGACCACUCACGCCUCUAGCCACGCGGCGCGCCGACAGCUUCUUCGCCGACGAGACACCCGGCAUUGAUAUUGAAGGGUUAAGCUGGCCAAGUCUCGGAGCGCAGGCCAGAAAUAACUCGACAGAACAAGAAGACGAAGGUCGCCAGCUAGCCAAGCUCGCGAAUGCAGUCGCCACGAUACUAGAAUGCAUCGGUGAAGACCCCCGCCGAGAAGGGCUGUGCCGCACACCGGAACGAUACGCGAAGGCGCUCCUGUUCUUCACCAAGGGCUACCGAGAGAGCCUGCGCACGAUCCUGAAUGGGGCCAUCUUCCACGAAGGUCACGAUGAGCUGGUCAUCGUGAGAGAUAUCGAGUUCUCUUCACUGUGCGAGCAUCACCUGGUUCCGUUCUUUGGGAAGAUGCACAUCGGUUACAUCCCCAAUAGCCGCGUCAUCGGCCUCUCCAAGAUCGCCCGCAUCGUAGACAUGUUCUCGCGGCGACUGCAGGUCCAGGAACGUCUUACGAAGCAAGUCUCCACGGCCUUAUUUGAGAUCUUAAAGCCCCAGGGUGUGGCUGUGAUCGUGGAGGCGAGCCACAUGUGCAUGGUGAUGCGUGGGGUCGAGAAGACCGGGGCGAGUACGACGACGAGUUGUAUGCUGGGGUGUUUGAAGCAGAGCGCUAAGGCUAGGGAGGAAUUUCUGAGGCUUAUUGGAAGGACAUGA